Pseudonaja textilis is the source of this 949-nucleotide messenger RNA. The record is from RefSeq and is a predicted model, not a curated record. NCBI's taxonomy places the organism in Eukaryota, Metazoa, Chordata, Lepidosauria, Squamata, Elapidae.
CCGGGCACGCAGCUCAGGGGGUGCCCUGGGCAAGCGGAGAAACCGCAGAGAACCCACCGAGGGCAGCUCAAUUCACACAGCCGUGUUUUGCUCUUCCAGGCCAGCCCUUCCCCCAUUAUUGUGAACACGGACACCCUGGAGCCCAGCCUCUCCGUGAAUGGCAGCGACGGGAUGUUCAAGUACGAGGAGAUUGUCCUGGAGCGGGGAAACUCCGGCCUCGGCUUCAGCAUUGCUGGUGGCACUGAUAACCCCCACAUCCCCGACGACCCCGGCAUUUUCAUCACCAAGAUCAUCCCCGGUGGGGCGGCUGCCAUGGACGGGCGCCUGGGGGUCAACGACUGCGUCCUGAGGGUCAACGAGGUGGACGUCUCAGAGGUGGUGCACAGCAAGGCGGUGGAGGCACUGAAGGAGGCGGGGCCGGUGGUGAGGCUGCUGGUCAGGCGGAGGCAGCCCCCACCAGAGACCAUCAUGGAGGUCAACCUGAUGAAGGGACCCAAAGGGCUGGGCUUCAGCAUCGCGGGGGGCAUCGGGAACCAGCACAUCCCAGGCGACAACAGCAUCUACAUCACCAAGAUCAUUGAAGGGGGCGCAGCCCAGAAGGACGGGCGGCUGCAGAUCGGGGACCGGCUGCUUGCGGUGAACAACACCAACCUGCAGGAGGUGCGGCAUGAAGAGGCGGUGGCUGCUCUCAAGAACACCUCCGACAUGGUGUACCUGAAGGUGGCCAAGCCAGGCAGCUCCCACAUCAAUGACCUGUAUGCGCCCCCAGACUACGCCAGCACAUUUUCUGCCUUGGCCGACAACCACAUAAGCCAUAAUCCUGGCCUAGGCUAUCUUGGAGGCCUGGAGAGCAAGCCAGCUUACCCUGCUCCCCCCCAGGUCACGCCUGCCCGCUACUCCCCUGUGCCCCGCCACCUGAUUGGAGAGGAGGACUUCACCAGGUGAGCAG